AUGAUAAGCCUCGAUAUCCUACACAAACCACGCAUAGAAGGAGGGAUCGGCCUUCUCGAUAUCGCCACAAGGAAUGAGGCGAUCGAACUCACGUGGAUCACAAAAUACCUUGACCUGUCGGAGACCAGGCCAAAGUGGGCAUAUGUCUUGGACGCUAUACUGAGCCACCACACUACAAAGGACGCAGGAGCAAUUAGGCCAGAGGCCCAGAUUAACAGCUUCCUCCAGAGCUGGAAGCCGGCAACAUCUGGAAGAUCAGGCCUGUCAACGCAGAUCAAGUCGGUGCUCAAAACCGCAAAGAAACACGACGUAAGCUUCGCAGCGAUCAGGCUGCACAGUGACCUCAAGAAACAACUUCCGGUCUGGUACCACCUCGGCGCAACAUCGGCUCUGAGGAGACUGAAUAACACAGGGUUAAGCGACUGCCUACGACUAACACACGGGGUAGUACGACUCACAGACGUAAUAAGACUACUCGACCACCGAAGGGCACCAAAUGACCCCGAGGGGGAACCAUGCAUGUGCGAUGACUGCAUGAACGCCAGGAUGAAUGGAUGCAGGGACCCCGAUGCCUGCCGGGCCGCGGGACGAAAGCUACUCGACCAAAUCCGUCCCAAGUGGCACCCGGACUUCACUGCCCCCUCGGACGGACUGUCCCUGACCCGUCGCCGUAAAGACCAGAACACAGCUGCCCUCCUGGCCGACGAUGACGUGGUCUUCGACCCAACAGUCACCUCGAGAGGCCAGGUCUCUGAAGCAUUCCGUGCCUUCGUACACCCACAGGUUCACGAUGCCCCACCCGCGAUCCGCGCCAGACCAGGUCGCCAGAUCGUCGAAGAAUCAACGACGGUUGUGAUCCUCAACACGAAGGAAAUCGCAUCCAAGUCGCAAAAAGCACGGAAGGUGAAUGUAGGCUUCGCCUAUUUCGGAGAAAGAGACCGACGAAACGCGCUAGUCGAACAAACAAUCAUAGAACGAUCCCCCGGUGAUGCCCUUGGAGGCAUAAUGGCGGCGCUGUACGCGGCAGAGACCGUGCCCUGGGACGCCCCGAUACACCUGGUC
Messenger RNA from Fomitopsis serialis, 1062 nucleotides. RefSeq lists its product as uncharacterized. NCBI's taxonomy places the organism in Eukaryota, Fungi, Basidiomycota, Agaricomycetes, Polyporales, Fomitopsidaceae. The annotation marks the transcript as partial. The transcript has a single exon. The record is from RefSeq and is a predicted model, not a curated record.